UGCCCGCAGUGUUUUUGGUUCCUUUCACUGCAGUAUAAGGUGGUGCCACUGUGUCCUGUCCUGUAGGAUCCACCGGCCCUUAGACAUGGCGCGUCUGGCCCUCCCUGUCUUCCUCCUUCUCUGCUUCUCCUUGCUCCACCUCAGCUCCAGCCGCCCGUCCCGCACCAGGAAGGCUGUGUCUGCUCAUCAGCCCGGAGAUGCAGCUGCAGAGGAAGAUGAUGUGAAGUCGCAGCUGGAGAGGCUGUGGCAGGAGGUGAACUCACUGAAGGAGAUGCAGGCGCUGCAGACAGUCUGUCUCCGAGGCAUCAAAGCUCACAAGAAGUGUUAUCUCACGAUUGAGGAACCCAAACAUUACCACGAAGCAAAUGAAGACUGCAUCGCACAAGGGGGAACCCUCGCGACGCCACGGGACAUGAUGGAGAACAAUGAACUGAGAGACUAUGCAAAGAGGAGCGCCCCGGGAUCCAAGGACUUCUGGAUCGGCGUGGCAGACAUAGUGAAAGAAGGCCAGUAUGUGGACGUCAACAGCCUGCCAGUCAGCUUUCUCAACUGGGACCGCUCCAAGAAGCAGCCCACAGGAACGAAGAGGGAGAGCUGUGUUGCCCUUUCAGUGGCUGCACAGGGAAAGUGGUACGAUGAGGUGUGUCGCAGCCUGAAGAAGUACAUCUGUGAAUAUGUCAUUCCUUAAAGGGAGUGUUGCUGUUGACAACCUGAUGAUCAUUCAUGCGGGUCAUUCAUUAAAAAUGUUGUCAGAUGAAACAUGGCUUGUCAUUGAAAAUUGUUGCUAAUUAGCUUUAAUACACAAAGCACUGACUGGUUACAUCAUGUCUCAGGUGAUUAAACAGAAAUAAACAAAAAUAUAAACUGUU
This is a messenger RNA of Lates calcarifer (barramundi perch), 869 nucleotides long. It is a transcript of the gene clec3a, whose product is annotated as C-type lectin domain family 3, member A. The coding region runs from base 86 to 688 and encodes 200 amino acids. NCBI's taxonomy places the organism in Eukaryota, Metazoa, Chordata, Actinopteri, Centropomidae. The record is from RefSeq and is a predicted model, not a curated record. The transcript is spliced from 3 exons.